UAAACAACAUGGCGGUCAGUGAAAAGGAAACUAGACACUGAAUAUAAUUACCAUGUGGAAUGUUGAAGUGGUGAAUAUGAGUUCAGCCAAAAAACAAAUCUGCCUAUACUGUAGUACAGUAUGCUAGAAGAUCUAAUUGACUGGAGUAAAACUAACAGGCUAAGAACGAUUAAAUUAAACGCAUAAAAACAAUCUCACAAUGCCUCCAAAGAAGGGUAAGAAGAAGGGCAAAAAGAAAGGGAAGCCAAAAAAGUUGGCGGGAACUGCAGAGACCCCUCAACAAGUGAUGAAACGUUUCCUGCGUACAUAUGAAAACAAUUGUUUGCAGAGCAAUAGUCUUGUAUCACCUAGUCUCAAGUCAAAGAUUAAAAAUUGUAUUGAAGAAAAUCAAAUACUUGCCAAGUUUGUGUUAGAAGCAGUACCUAAGAUUUUACCUGAAGACACACAGGUCAGCAUUGAGUCCUUACUUCUCUCUAUAAGGCAAGAGCAUUACAAGUGGAUCAAGGAUGUCCAUAUAUGGCAAUUACCACUACAACACCAGGAUAUAGCUACAUUGGCCUUACUGAUGGAGAGGGGGGCAGACAACUACCCCAUUAAAACGCUAGAAAUGAUGGACUGUUUGAUCGAACCAUAUCCUCUGAAACGAUUAUCAGAAGCCUUCCCAGCAUGCAGCUCUCUUACAAAUAUACUGCUUGAUUACAAUGAGUUUGGGGAUGAAGGAUGCAUGAACCUAUGUCGGGGCUUAGAAGGCAACAAGACUGUCAUUUCAUUGAGUAUGUGCUUCUGUGAGCUCACCUCAAAAGUUGGCAAAAUCCUUGGUGACAUAGCGGCAACCACUGCUGUCAGAGAAUUCUACCUUGAUGGUAAUGAUAUAGGAUGUGAGGGUACACUAGAGUUGUUGCGUCUUUGUGCAGAUCAAGCUGAAAUUGAAGCCUAUGAAAGGGAAGAAGCCAAACGUAAGAAACUAGAAGAAGAGGCAUUGUUGGAAAUGCAAGCUAAAGAGAACAAGUACAACUUUGAUGCACCAGUUGUUGAGAAAGUGGAUGAACCUAAAGCAGAUGACAAAAAGAAAAAAGGUAAAAAGAAAAAAAAGAAGAAAGUUAAAGAGCCCCCAGGACCACCCCCAGUAGGACCAUGGAUAUAUAAACUACACAUAGCUGAUAAUGGAUUAGAUGCCAUGGGCCCUGGUGGAAACUUUGCUCCACUCAUCUGUAUGCGGUUGAUUAAACAAUUAAUACAGAACAGUAUGUGCCUUGAAGAGCUGGACAUUGAAGAUAACCUUAUAGGAGAUAUGGGAGGAAGAGAAGUGUUAGAAGGACUAAGAGAACGGACUGAUGCUAAGAUGCCUGGCUUGAAACUCCGUACCACCCACAGAAUGAACGAUGACACAUUUAGUGAACUGGUCAAACUGGGUACAGGUCUCAAGAAAAAGAAGAAAAAAGGCCGUAAGAAGAAAAAGAAAUGAGAUGAUUGGAUUUCAAGAACUGAGAUUAAAAAAUCGUGCAGUAUAUGUAGAAGUAGAUGACAAAAGAUAGAUUACAAGCUGAAACAAUGGAUGUGUGACUUUCAGAUUAAAAUAUGAGAUUUCUCAUUUUAAGGAUAAAAUGGAAUUGAAAGUAGCUGUCACACAAGCCUUAUAAGUUCACCAUUCUCCACCAUGUGGCUAAUUUUUGACAAUAAUUUUUAAUUAAUUUUUGUAUUUGGUGUGAUGGUCUUACUUUAAAACUGUUUGUUUUGCCCACUGUGAAUCCAUGUCGUAGCCCGCCAU
Messenger RNA from Owenia fusiformis, 1768 nucleotides. Lineage: Eukaryota; Metazoa; Annelida; Polychaeta; Sabellida; Oweniidae. The record is from the annotation of a GenBank genome assembly.